AUGGAAGUCUCAACCCCAGAAGAAGCGCCUCCUGUGAACGUCCACGCUCCUUUUACGCGCGCAGAGCGCAUGGUGCAGCUCGCCGAGAUCGACAGGGAUAUCGCAUCCCUCCUUGAGCUCACUGGGAAAGCAAUCCAGUCCCUCGGCAAACAACGAUCCACCGAGCCAGACCAAUCACCCCCCACAGCCCAAGACCAGACCCAGGCCUUUCAAGAGAACAUGGACAAGUUCCUCACUACUCUUCAUGCUGUCGACGUGCGGAUGAAGCGCCAGAUCUUCGGGCUCGAGGAGGCCGGCAUCCUUACGCUUGAUAAGGCCAAGCCCAAGGAUGAGGAGGGCGGCGCCAGGCAGUCGCUUGAGCCUAACGGGCUGGGUAUGGUGGGCGAUCUAGACGUCGGCUGGUUGAACAGUCGGAGCACCAAAGUCGACAGGGAGAUGGAGGCAGAGCUGUGGACCAAGACGCGGCAGCACCUCGAGAACAUUACCCACGCGUCAGGUGCUGCUGGCGGCGCUGACGGCGCUGCUGAUAGCGGGGACGUGGACAUGACAGGAUGA
Molecule: messenger RNA, 555 nt
Organism: Cryphonectria parasitica EP155
Lineage: Eukaryota; Fungi; Ascomycota; Sordariomycetes; Diaporthales; Cryphonectriaceae
Exons: 2
Coding region: 1-555 (184 amino acids)
Biological process (GO): regulation of transcription by RNA polymerase II
Cellular component (GO): mediator complex
Molecular function (GO): transcription coregulator activity
Source: RefSeq, a predicted model, not a curated record